GAUUUAUAAGGUAUCACUGCUGUGUCCUUCUGCAAAGGGAACAGUCCUAUUCAGUCCCAUUCUGAAUGCUUUCUGUCAACCUCAGUGGCUGUGCUUAUCUCUCUCUUUAUCCGUGGGCUGCUUACCAGACAUACAAAAAAAAAAAGAAAUCACCUGGCAAUAUGAGCACAGCACUGUGGAAUGUAAUCUUUGCAUGAGGCAGGACAAUAAGUUUGGCUUUGUGACAACAGGAGGGGGAGGAAGAGGAGAUACCCGUCACGAUGAUAAUGUCACCCACAAGUUUGAUGACAUUACCUAUCUUAGUCCUUGAUUUCCUACUGGCAUGAAAAUGUCAUUUGCUUCUUUCGCCUUACAGUGUGGCAACUCUUCCCAUUAUAAUGAGAGCGGCGAUGUGACUGGAUGACGUUGUAGUAUAAAGAGCCGCGCAUUCAGUCCCCUCGUAUUGUAUGGCUGCUUUUGUUGUUGUGGAUGACCACAGACAAGUGAGCACGCGAUGGAGUUUGCUCACCCUUUUCAUGUAACGUAAAACCCUGUAUUGAUCAUGGAAAGACAACAUCUCUGAGGACAGCUUUUCAAAGAGUCCUAGUUACUUGACUUCUAAUGGGUGUUCUGUUACCUAAAGGGGGCAGCAAACCUAAUUGGAUUGAUGUUAGUUGUGUGUUUUUUUUUGUUUUUUUUUUCUUCACACAGCAAAGCACCUCUAGCACCUCGACAUAAACUUUCCUCACAUGGCGUUUGCUGUGGCACGGUUUAUGUCUCUCUUGUCGUCAAGGGUUUUUAAAGAUCACAUAUGCGCGAGGCUGCAGAGCGGAGGCAGCAGCUAGAGUUGGAGCAUGAGCAGGCCUUGGCUGUACUCAAUGCAAAACAGCAGGAGAUUGACCUUCUUCAGCAGGCUCAGGUUGAGGCUAAAAAGGAACAUGAAGGCGCAGUCCAUUUGUUAGAGAACCACUUGGACAGCAUGCAGGCCAAAGUCCGCGAGCUGGAGGAGAAAUGUCGGAACCAGAGUGAGCAGUUCAACCUCCUGUCAAAAGAGCUGGAGAAGUUCCGGCUCCAGGCGGGAAAGUUCGACAUCCUCAGCACUGAACCUUUAAAUCUAUGUGACUCUCCUGGGUCGCCCAACAAAUCCCUGUCCCAGCUCCUAAAUGGACUGGCUGCCCCCAUAGGAAAAGGCAAUGAGGCUCCGACAAGCAGAUCUCUGAUAUCGGAGUUCAUUCGGCCUCUCCAGAUCAGCGGAGACAAACCCGAGCUCCUCUCUGUCAAGCCAACAUUCCUCACUCGCACUCGAGCCAGCAGCCCAGCGCGGGCGUUCCUCUCUGAGAUGGACAAAGAGCUGAGCUCAACCACCAGGUCCAAACCAAGAUUUACAGGGAAGGUCCGACUGUGUGUUGCUCGGUACAGUUACAAUCCUUAUGAUGGGCCUAAUGAGCAUCCUGAGGCAGAGCUCCCCCUGGUGGCAGGGAAAUACCUCUAUGUUUACGGGACAAUGGACGAGGAUGGCUUUUAUGAAGGAGAGCUGCUGGAUGGACAGCGGGGCCUCGUCCCCUCCAAUUUUGUGGAUUUUGUCAAAGAUGAGGAGACAUCCUCUGUCCAGCACAGGGACACAGUGGCUAAACAACCUGGCUACCUCAACCACAGUAGCCUGGGGUCUCAGAGACUGGGGGUCGGCACAGGAACAGGGACGAGCAUAAGCAGCCUGCUGUCUGACAGUAAACUAGACUGUCUGAGUACGAGCAGCUUGGGCAUCGACCUACUGGGUUCUUCCAGCAAUGGCACGGGAACCCUGGAUGUCAACAUUGACGAGGUCGGUGAAGACAUUGUGCCUUAUCCCCGCCGCAUCACGCUGAUUAAACAACUGGCCAAGAGUGUCAUUAUUGGUUGGGACCCUCCCGUGGUCCCGCUGGGCUGGGGUUCCGUCAGUGGCUACAAUGUCUUGGUGGAUAAGGAGGUGCGCAUGAGUGUCCCCUACGGGGGCAGGACAAAGUCUCUGAUUGAAAAGCUUAAUCUAGCCACCCACACCUACCGUAUCUCAGUGCAAAGCAUCACUGAGCGCGGCCCGUCGGACGAGCUCCGGUGCACUCUGCUCGUAGGCAAGGACGUGGUGGUGGCACCUUACUACCUUCGGGUGGACAACAUCACACAGGCCUCCGCUGAGCUCUCGUGGAUGCCCAGCAACAGCAACUACAGUCACACCAUCUUCCUCAACGGCGCCGAGUACGACAUGGUGAAGGCAGGGGGCUACAGAUACAAGUUCUUCAACUUGAAGUCGAUGACGGUUUACAAGGUGAAGGUUGUGGCGCAGCCGCACCAGGUGCCUUGGCAGCUUCCAAUGGAUCAAAGGGAAAAGAGGGAAAUCUCGGUGGAGUUCUGCACUCAGCCUGCAGCGAGUUUGUUAUGCUCCCCGGGCCCCCCUCUCCCCCCGCAGGAGGUGCAGGUCCAGUGUGGUCAGACUCCUGGGUUCCUGCAGGUCAGAUGGAAGCCGCCACCUCUGACACCUUCAGGGAUGUCAAACGGGGCCAGCGUGAUUGGCUACGCUGUGUGCACAAAGGGACAAAAGAUAGCAGAGGUCUUGUACCCCACAGCAGACUAUGUGACCGUGGAGCUAAACCGGAUUCAGUGUUUGGAGGCGAGGGAAGUCAUAGUAAGGACGUUAUCCACACAAGGAGAGUCGCAGGACUCGCCUGUAGCCGUCAUUCCACAUAAUCUCUUGGGCUCUCCGCGCCUCUCCCAUCGAACCACAGCGCCACCUCACGUCCCCAUGUCGCACCCUCCUUAUCCGACGUAUCCCCUGAAUCACCCACAGCCGCAGAUGCAGGCUCUGUCUCGAGCCCAGCCCCACACUCUGCCCCACGCACAGCCGCACUCGCAGCCCGUCUGUCAUCCCCCUCCUCCUCCCCCUCCCCAGCCCCAUUUCCAACGCCAGCCCAUGCCUAAGUCCAAGCCGUCCGUAAGUGCCAGAGAGUCUGAAACCAAAGAGCAUGAGGUUGGCCUACGGACAGCCCAGCCCUGGGAGCGCUCCCCAUCUCCGCUGCCUCCCAUGCGCGGAUCCAACCUUGAGCCACCGCACUUCCAGCCACGGCGAUCGCCCUCUCCUCAGAGAAUCCUGCCGCAGCCUCAGGGAGUCCCCAUCACAAACACCAUCGCCAAGGCCAUGGCCAGGGAAGCUGCCCAGAGAGUGUUUGCUGAGGGUAACAGAAUUGAGAAAAGGAACAUCUUUAGUGAACGAGGAAACACGUUGCAUCCGCUCAACUCUGAUGAGGAGGAGGACGGCUACGACUCCCCUCAUGCACGGCGGAGAGGAGCCUCCGUGGAUGAGUUCCUCCGAGGCUCAGAGCUGGGCAGACAGCAGCAGCAGCACCAUCACCACCACUACAGCCACAGUGAGGAGUACCACACGGAGAGCAGCCGGGGCUCUGACCUGUCCGACAUCAUGGAGGAGGACGAGGAGGAUCUUUACGCUGAGAUGCAGCUGGAGGAGGGUCGCAGGCGCAGUAUCAACUCUCACAACACUCUAAAGGCAUAUUACAAGCGUCAGGACUUAGCCGAGGAAAGGGACUGCUGGGACCUACAGAAGGAGGUGGUGAAGCAGAAGUCACUCCGCAGCAAGCGUCUCCACAGCAUCCCCGAGGUGGCCGAGGAGGAGCUGGACAGCGUGGACAGCAUGGGCCAGCGGCUGUGCUUCGAAGACGGCGGGCGGCCGGGAACGCCACACACCCAGCGGCGGAUGUACCCCCAGGACCCGCACAUGAACAAUCAUCCCGCCCCCAACAAGACCACGCGCCUCCUGCAGCGCCAGCGCUCCUCCCCUCGCUUCACUGACUACCGCUACUACUACAAUCCAGACGACCGUAGUCUGGGACGCCCCAACCGCCAGAACACCAAGAGUCCCGACAGUGGUUUAGACUGCGGCAGCGAGGAGGAAGGCUCCUUGGGUCGGGGGCAUCGAGGAUACUAUGCUCAAGCGAGCCCAAUGCGGGGACCCGUGCGCAUCAUCCACUGUGAGGGCCCAGUAGAGAGGCGAGCGUUGGCUAUGGGCCGUAAAAGAACUCUGACCCGUCAGUGCAGCGUGGAGGAAGAGUUCUCUGACCUUCCAGUGACUGCAGUCAAGUUGGUAGACAAGGGUGACUUUAGAAACAGGGAGCAUUUUGGGCCUUGUCGGGUGGCUGGGCCGCGAAACUACUCCAGAGAGGGGGCCCUGAGCGAGGGCCGGCUGAACGAGCUGGACAGGGUCUAUUACAGCCCCCACAGAGAGGCUAGGGCCCAGUCUUUGUCCAGGCUCACCCGGGACCAUUCGCUGAUCAUUGGGAAUUCACCGUCACACGGAAGCGCCGAUCGCCUGGACAACUCGGGGAGGAGGCCGGUUCACAUCGGCAACCCCCCUCAACGACGACCCAUCCCAUCCAUUGAGAUCACCAUGGACAGUAACAGUGAGGGGAGUGAGGGGAACCUCUCACCCGUCAAGGAGGAUGUUUACUUUGGCAGUGUAGCUCGGCGCAGGAUAUGGCGAUCUAUGUCCUCAGAGGAUCAAUAUGAUGGUUAUGGCGGCCGCAGGCACGGGCGGGGACGGCGCUCCGCGGAUUUCUACAAGGAAUCAGAGCAAGAGGAGAUGACCCGUGUGUUUGUGGCUCUGUUUGAUUAUGACCCGCUGUCCAUGUCUCCAAACCCCGACGCUGCUGAUGAAGAGCUGCCAUUUAAGGAGGGCCAGAUUAUCAAGGUGUUUGGAAACAAAGAUACCGAUGGCUUCUACAGGGCUCAGAUCAGAGAACGUGCUGGUCUGAUCCCUUGUAACAUGGUCUCUGAGAUCCAAACGGAGGAUGACGAUAUGAUGGACCAGCUCCUCCAACAGGGCUUCCUGCCACUCAACACUCCUGUGGAGAAGUUAGUGAACUGCGACCGUUUCAAAGAUGGCCGCUCGAUAAAUCGCAGGUCCAGAAAAUCCAAGAGAGGUCUGUGUCCAGUGAAAUUCACUUCUGUUCUCUGCUUUGCUUUCACUGCUCUUUGCCCUUCCUCACCGUCCUUUAUUCAUCUGUGAACGUUGGACUUGUUUCUUCUGUAGUAACUGCCAUUUCCUCAUUGUGGGAACUGGAAAAGUUAUUACAUGAUGUCACUGAUCAUCGCGUCCUUCAUUGAGGCUUUUUUCUAAUAUGCAGCACUGUGCAAAAGCCUCAGGUCACCACCAGCUUU
This is a messenger RNA of Solea senegalensis (Senegalese sole), 5181 nucleotides long. RefSeq names its product RIMS binding protein 2b (gene rimbp2b). Gene Ontology annotation, biological process: neuromuscular synaptic transmission. NCBI's taxonomy places the organism in Eukaryota, Metazoa, Chordata, Actinopteri, Pleuronectiformes, Soleidae. The record is from RefSeq and is a predicted model, not a curated record. Gene Ontology annotation, molecular function: protein binding. Bases 791 to 5029 code for a protein of 1412 amino acids. The transcript has 19 exons.